Molecule: messenger RNA, 3826 nt
Organism: Aphidius gifuensis
Lineage: Eukaryota; Metazoa; Arthropoda; Insecta; Hymenoptera; Braconidae
Gene: jef
Product: major facilitator superfamily domain-containing protein 6
Exons: 9
Coding region: 591-3482 (963 amino acids)
Cellular component (GO): membrane
Source: RefSeq, a predicted model, not a curated record
UCCGAUAUAUAUUAUGUUUUUGUCACGACUGCGCAAACGGAAAUAAUCUACUCUCAUUUUGACAAUAUUCAAUGUAUUUCAUUUAACACAUACAAAUUCUAUAGGGUGCUAUUGUUGGGUGAUAUCAAAUGCAAUCAGUCAGGAUAAAAUAUAUAUAUAUAUUUUUACUAUGAGUCAAGAAGAGAGGUAAAUAGUGCAAGGGAAUAGUCAGACUGAGUCGGCGCCGAUCGAUUCUAUGCCGAAAAAAUAAAAAAAAGUAGAAGAAGGUUUGAACGCUCGGUCAUCGAUUUGACACAACUAGCUCUAAAGGGAUUGUGAAAAAAUAAAAAAAUAAAAAUACCGAGGUCGAGUAGUAAGAAACAUCAAAAUUAUAGUGAAAAUAAUUGUUUCAUCAAAAAAAAAAAAUACAUUUUUACUAUUAUUUUAAUCAUUACUAUCACCAAAUUAAAUUAAAUAAAAAUAAUAUUUUAAAUUAAAGCUAUUAAAAAUUAAAAAGUUCAAAUUAAUAUAAAGACGAUGACAUAAAAAUAAAAAUAAUCAUAGCAGUAGUGACGUAAUAAGAAAUAUUAAAAUUAUAAAAAUAAUAUAUAAUGCAAACUUACGGAAAUGAAGAGUAUAAUUAUGGUGGAGCUGAUUCAUCAAUGGUUCCACCUGGAGGAGGAGGAGCAGGAGGAGGAAGAAAUUUACCACAAGUACCUGGUGCAAGACCAAUGGUUGAUCCAUCAGCUCAGGGUGAAGUUGAUCCAAAUAUUUAUGGAGCACCAAAAGAAGCAACCCAUAAAAUAAGAGGAAAAAAUGAUAUUAUUGAAUAUUUAUUUGGCAAUGUUGAUCAUGAUUUACUUACUGUAAAAACAUUUUAUUUUUUUUUUUAUUCUGCAUUUGGUUCAUUAUUUCCAUUGAUGGGUGUUUAUUUUAAACAAAUGGGUAUGAAUGCUGGUCAAUGUGGCCUACUUAUUGGCUUAAGACCAUUCGUUGAAUUUCUUAGUGCACCAUUUUGGGGCUCAUUGGCUGACAGAGGACCAAAAACAUUUUACAGAUGGCAAAAAGGCAAGCUGAUUCUACUGGCGUCAUUGUCGUGUUGGAUUAUUUUCACUCUACCAUUGGGAUUCUUUCAACCACCUGGAGCAAAAUGCAUGGUUUGGAGAAAUAAUAGUUACUGGCUUGAUGAUGCUGGUCAACCAGUUACUCGUAUCAAACGAUCAAUCGAUAAUAAUCAAUUUUAUGAGGCAAUCAAUGAUGAAGAUGAUGGUGAUCUUGAGGUUGCUGCCAAUGUUGUUUUUGAACGGAUGAGACGAAGCACUGAUGACGAUGAUGUUAAUGAUGAUUUUGAUGACAACAGUCACAUCUACAACAAACAUGAAAAUAAAAUUUUUAGAAUACAAAGAAGCAACAGGAUACAACGACAAACACAACAAAAUUCUGAUGGUGUUGAUGAUCUUAGUAGUAAACAAAAUAAUGAUCAAACUGAUUCUAGUGCCAAGGAUAUUGAUUUUAGAAGUAUUGCCAAGUCAAAUAGACCAGCUGAUGUAUUGGAAUAUAAACGUUUUUUAAAAAAUGAACCACUUGAUGAAACAAGACCACCAAAAAAAGCUUAUUCUUAUACAAAAGUACGUUCAAAACCAGUUAAAACAAAAAUAAUGGUUGAAAGAUCAAUUGAUGAAUUUGAAAUUGAAGAAACAGAAGUAUAUGAAGGUAAAAAAGGAACAAGAAAAUUAAUGUUUUUAUCAUCAAAAGAAAAUAAUGAAUUACAAGAGAUAAUGGAAAAUAUUAAUGAAGAGGAAGCAAACGUACCACUUGUUAGACAACGCAGAAGUAUGAGAGCAUAUCGUACAUCUGGUGGUAUGAGUCCAAUGUCCGUUUCCUUUGCUGCAAAUUACGAUCCAGUUAAACACAGUGGACUUGUCAAGCCACGUUAUAGUACAGUUGUUUAUCGAUUAUCUGAUAUACAAAAAACAUUUUUCCUAUUAUUUUUAUUGGUUAUUGUUGGUGAAUUUUUUGCAGCACCAGCAAUUACACUUGCUGAUUCAGCAGUUAUAACACUUUUAGGAGAAGAUGCUGAUAGAUAUGGAAAUCAGAGAAUGUUUGGAAGUUUAGGAUGGGGUUUAGCUAUGUUUAUUGUUGGUAUUGUUCUUGAUCAUAGUACAUCAUUUCCAGAAUCAAGAUGUGAACCUGAUCCAAAAGAAAAAAAUUAUAGUGUUUGUUUUUCAAUAUUCAGUGUACUUAUGGGUGCUGCAUUAAUAACAGCAACACAAAUUAAUUUUAAAUAUGAUUUUAAUCCACCUGAAACUGUUACUAUUAAACCACAAGCUGAACAAACACGUGAAGAACAAUUACAAAGUCAAUUAUCACAGCAAUUACAUCUUCCAGGACUUCAAGAUUCUUCAGGUGAAAUACCAAAGUCUCAACCAACCGAGGAUAAAACAAAAAUGUUUGCCCAAACAAUGAGAGAAAUACCAGAAUGGGUUACUGUACUUAAACAAUUUAAAGAUUUAAAAUGCAUAUCAUUUUUGUUUGUUGCUUGGUUUAUGGGUUUUGGAAUUGGUUUAAUAUUUACAUUUCUUUUUUGGCAUCUUCAGGAUUACGAUGGUUCACCAACACUAUUUGGUGUUGCAUCAGUUAUAAAUCAUAUAUCAGAAAUAUUUGCAUAUUUUUUUAGUUUUAAAUUAAUAAGACAAAUGGGACAUGUUAAAGUACUUUGUCUUGGUUUAGGUGGAAAUAUUAUACGUUUUCUUUAUAUAUCAUAUUUAACAAAUCCAUGGUUUGUGCUUCCAUUUGAAUUAAUACAGGGUAUUACACAUGCUGCUGUAUGGGCAGCAUGUUGUAGUUAUAUUGCUCAUAAUACACCACCUCAACUACGUUCAAGUGCACAAGGAGUACUUCAAGGUUUACAUCAUGGUCUUGGUAGAGGAUGUGGUGCAGUUAUUGGUGGAAUGUUUGUUGCAAGUUAUGGAAGUACUGCAACAUUCCGAGCAUAUGGCCUUCUUUGUGCAGUUGUAUUGGCUGCAUUUAUAUUUAUUAAUUUCUACAGAAAAGAUGAAGGAUUUGUUGCUGACUUACCACAAACAGAGGAUCCACAUCAAGUUGCUGAAGCAACACAUCUUGCACCACAUGGUGUACCAAGUAAUGCUAUACCUCGAGCAUUAAGUUCAAGUAGACUUCAUGAAAUGGCACAAGAGCCAAGUUAUGGUGCAACAUAUCAAACAGCUGGUGGUAAUCUUGGUGUUCCUGGUGGCAAUCAAGGAGGAGGAAAUCCAACAAAUCCAUUUUUGAAUAGCAGUGGUGGCGGUGGUGGCGGAACUGGAGGCUACAAUUACGGUAUGACCGGUAAAGGAGAGGACGAGUUCAUUCGUAGGAGCUUCCAGGUUUACAGUGAAGUUGUAGGAAGUGAAUUUGAGAUAAUAAAACCCCCACCAGUGGUAACUCAUCUACAUGCCCAACAGCCAUGUACCAAUCCAUUUCAUCAGCACGAUUACGACUGGUAAUGACAACAGCGCCUAAGCACUUGAAAUUAAAUUACUUUUCUUUUGUUUUUUUUUUUUUUUUCCUUUCAUUGUCACUAUCAGUAUUGAACAUCGACCUUGAAUAUUACGUUGAUAUAAAAUUAUACAAAAAAUAAUUAAGAAUAAAAAAAAACAACCUCAUUUAUCAUUGUUCUGAUGCUUGGUGGCAUCUUCAUAUCAGUAAGGUUACAUUAUAGAUACGUAAGUACUCGAGCAGGACAAAAAAAAUCUGAAAAAAAAAGAAAAAAAACAUUCAAUUAAAUUGAGUCCAUCUAGAAACAAAUCUAUCGAAGCAUAGCCAUCCGUUGAAUUAUUUACAAUAAUAA